Messenger RNA from Varroa destructor (honeybee mite), 13402 nucleotides. Its product is annotated as protein qui-1-like. NCBI's taxonomy places the organism in Eukaryota, Metazoa, Arthropoda, Arachnida, Mesostigmata, Varroidae. The record is from RefSeq and is a predicted model, not a curated record. Gene Ontology annotation, molecular function: protein binding.
CAGCGUCGUACGGUGCUGUGUAUGUUUGCGGCUUUAUAUAGACCUGCAACCCAACAUCGCGAACGAAGUGAAGGAGGCGGCAGGCAACAGACAGCCCCAGAAGUGGAUAGCCCUGCAGAAUGAGCAGUCGUAUAUCGUUCCUGCAGUCUCAUCGCAGUUUGUGGAGGAGAAUCCUAGUUUCACUAUUCAUUUUAAAACAGAUUCAAUACAUAUAGCCGUCAUAGAAAUUUGUUAUUGUUCUUCCUACGAAUAGCCGCACCCACUGUGUUAUUAUCAGAAAAUUGUGAACAUGUUACGAACGGAAGUAGUAACUUCAAUCAAUCGGUAUGUUUUUAUUCAUGUGAUGAAUUUGUGCAGAGAUUGAUGUGCAGACGGAAUUGUUGAAACGAAUUCUGACGGCAAUCGACUCGCGGCUGCAUACAGCCUGCAUAAUGAUACUAGUAACAAAACGCAAGCCAUCUAUAUUAACAAUAUGGUAUAUGGGGGUCUAAAUCGUCAUUGAAUGUUGGCUUGUUUGUUAGGUCAAUUGGUGAUAAUGGAUAAGUUAACCGCGCAUGUACACUGGAAAGGCUGAGCCAAGAGACACUUGCAAAAAUAAGAAGUAGCAAGUUUAUAAAUGCUGGCGUGCGAAUUAAGAGAAAAACAGUUUUGUGUAUUCGAUAGGAAGUUAGUAAGCGGGCGUUCUGACACUGAAAGGUCAGCUUGUAGUGGCCUGUAAUGGAAAGGCUGCCCGGUAGUAGCUCUGCCCGAUGCUAUUAUAUUGCUUCGUUCGUCAUAGCUAAGAGGCUUACGGGAAGUAAUCACCUCAGUAAGCGGACAACAGCAACGACCGCACUGAUGACUUGGAAGUUGACGAGUGCACCUGAGUUUGGUACCCCCGUACGCAAGGCAACAGGGCUAUUUUUAACAGUGCAAUUUCAACUUGAGCUGAAAGAAACUGUAGAGGAGAGUACGCAAGGUGUCCCGUUAGCUGCUGCCAGGCCUGCUCAGGGGUCUGGGUUAACAGUUAGAGGGCGCAAAACGAAAAUAUAGUACCUUCCAUGUUUUGGAGACUUUCCAGAUCACCGCCUACUAUAUCAGUUGGACUGAAACAUGUCGUCUCAUGAUAAGCUGAUUAAGCCAGCUCUAAGCAACAGGAUUGAAGCCUCUUCCAUCAGGAGCCGGUAUCCAGAAAUAAUGACACAGGGCUACACGUAUCUAUAUCGAUAGUGGCGUGAAGUACAAAAGCCUCUAGUUGAUACGAUCAAAAAGACGCAGUUAAAGUGCAAAUUGGAAAUUAAGCAAGUUAGUAGGCCAGAGACCAGCAUGCGGGAACGCUAUCGAAGGUAAAAAGUGCAGUCAUUCAGGCAAAGGGGAAGGACAUUUACAUACCGACAUUCAAGAAUCUGGAAAAUAGUAUCGUUACGCUCAUUGGCAUAAAUGUCAAACAUGCAUUCGCCACUCUGAUUAGUACGAACUAAUUGCCUUAAUGGUCAUUUACCGGCCACUGUUCCCGUCUGUGGCAACACGUUGCUCUACGCUUUAAUGAGGUUUUACAGGUAUAAUGGCUAAUAUAGGUAAGAUAUCCUGUUCAGGCGUCUGUUGGUAUUCGUUUCGUCCUUGGAGGUUCUAAAACGCGAAACGCUAAAUAUGGCUCAGUCAGCUAGCCUCUACCAGGACCAUAUCCUGCAGGCAGUUCUUCAAGGCAAUUUAACCUCGGUGCCUGAUCCACCUGCCCGGAUUCUCAAGCUCGUUCUCAGCUCGUCCAAGACUGAUUUCGAGCACGAACGACGGGUGUUGCAUGAACAACUUGUGCCCGAGCUACAGAAGCACUGCGCCAGCCUCGGGAUCGAUUUCGCACUAAUGGACGUACAACAUUUCACCGAUGACUCGUGGCUCAAUCCACGCGUCGAAACGGACGUUCACCUGAGGGAAAUCGACGAAUGUCACAGCGGAUCUCUCGGAUGCUUUCUCAUUUGCCUCGUUGGGAACAAGAGUCGACCUUUGGUCUUGCCGCCUACAAUACCGGUCGCAGAUUUUUCAAACAUUCUCAUGUGCUGCCAGGACGCUGGACUAGACACAUCUGCCCUGGAAAUUUGGUACACCCUUGAUGAAAACGCAAUUCCUCCCGUGUACUGUCUCGAACCACCAAACCGAAGUUCAAAUGUGGACCAGGAUCAGGCGGAGGAAGACAGCGUAGCUAAAGUACUGGAGUAUGGGGUUCGUACGGCGCUUGAGGAUGGUUUUCUGUCCAGAGAUAACGCAAAGAAACUGCAACGCACAUGCGUCCAGAGUCAUCUUAGCCACGCACUCAAAUUGUCUAAGAGCGCUUUCCAAAGAUUGUUGUGCGUGGUUCGUCAAAUUGAGGGCGUCAACACACGCGAUUCUGCCGCAGGACGCUUCUACGAUGUAGACGAGGCGGACGCUGGAGCUUCUGGGAACGCUGAUCUCAUCUCGGACAUCAUCUUAGGCAUCGAAAAAAAGAACUGCUUUUUCUACAAUAUCUCGUGGUCUCCAUCAGGAGUGGAUCCCAAUAUGAACGAGCACGCAGUCUACCUGGAUGAUCUCUGUGGAACGCUAUCGGGCCGCCUCAAGGAUAUGGUGGCCAAAGCUGCACAUCUCGAAAGCCCUGACUGGGAUGAGCUGCCACCGACCUUCCGAAAGGUGGUCCAAGAAGUGGUUCGAGAAGCACAAACACACUUGUGCAACAGUCGUGAGCACUUGCGAGCCCUUGGGGUGUCUCAGUCGCGAGACGGAGAUUAUGGACCACUGCUGUACAUACAACGACUGAUGUGCGGCGAAGAGGAACGAGCGAGACAUUCGCCAAUAGUUGUUUGUGGAGUCGAAGGCAGCGGAAAGAGUACAUUACUUGCACAGGUACUGACGUAUUGUCCAGAAUGGCUAGGCAGCGAUGUCGUACGGGUAAUCCGCUCGGUGGCGAAAAGCCCCUGCUCGUCGUACACGGCCGAAUUGCUCCGUAAUAUGUGCCUGCACAUCUCGAUGGUGUUCGGAUUCGAGAUCAGUCCCAAGCAUCAGAGUUUUGAGCUCGGCAAGCUUUCCGUCUGGUUUCAGGACCUUUUGAAACAAGUCGAAACUACCACAAACGAUCUCGUCAUUAUUCUGGAUGAUCUUGACGAGCUCAAGUGUCCCCCGUCGUCGCAAGGCUCGCUGCUGGGCUGGCUGCCGUGGACCCUACCGCUCAAUGUGCACAUCAUCGUCUCGGUAUCGUCGGCCUCAUCGUCUAUCAUGAGCCUUCUAAAAUCGCGUAUCUCCUCAUCUGAUUCCUACGUACACAUACCUGUGCUAACGGGUCCUGCGACGAUGGCGAUGCUACAGAGUUGUCUGAAGGACAGCGCUCGGUCGCUGACGCCGGAGCAGCAACAUGCCGUUGCGACAGCCUUGGAGGCAGCGAACAACAGUUCGGCAACCGGCGUUGGAGGACCACUUUUUGUUCGACUUCUUUGCGAACGAAGCCGCCGUUGGCGUUCGUCCGAUAGCGCGGCCGGUCUACGCGUACCUGCAAACAACGAAGCGCUCGUUUUCGAGUGCCUGGACAAUCUUGAACAAAGAUAUGGACUUCAACCAGUGCGGCGAAUUUGUUCGUUCCUUGCGUGUACUAGCUACGGUUUCCGCGAACCGGAGCUUAUGGAGCUCCUGCAGACCACUGACUGCGAGCCACACCGCCUGCCACUAACCUGGAUAGCUAUUAAGAAAGAACUCGGCUCACUAUUAAAACGAUGUUACGUUGACUGUCGAUCGUACAUCCAGUGGAGUCACCGUUGCAUCAGUCAAUGUAUUAAAAAUAGAUAUCUUUCCGCCGGCACAGACCUGCGCAGCUGUCAUGCAGAGCUGGGCGCCGCUUUCCAUAUGGGGUUUCUGGCGCAAAAGGAGGAUAAAGCUGGAGUUCUCGGCAAUUUGUAUGACGAUGUGGGAAAAUCGAAACGAAGAGACGACUGGUCCGACAUUCUGCGCGAAGUCGAUGAAACCUGGAUGCAUCUUCUGCAGGGUGGUGAGAUGACGCGUUUAAAGCAUGAUGCCGUAUGUAAUUUUGAGUUUUUGCAAUGCGCCGUUAGGGGAGCCUCCGUUAGUUAUGUUCGAUCAGUUCUCGAGAUGGUGCGUUCACAGCUGCUCGAUUGGGAAAUUGAGGUCGUCUAUAACAUGACGAAACAGGCCGUUGAUGUGCUAAGUCAGGAUCCACAACAGCUGGCAACUGAAAUACUUAACUGGCUAACCCCAUAUGCAGCUGACGGCAACUUAAAGGUCCUCGAGGAUUUAGUUAACCAAGCAAAUUCGUGGUGUCAGAAGGCCAAGACGCCGCUUCUUGUUCCACAGACGACAUGGCUUAAUUUGAACCUGCCCCCGCAGGUAACUUCGUUGACGCUGCCAUCUGCAGUUCGUUUCAUGACUGUGUCCAACGAUAGCCAACGUUUGUAUGCCGUUCUGGAGGACGACGAAUGCAAUAUACAGGUCUACCGUAUAGCUACGCGUCAGAAGACCAUGUCAAUGACAGGUCAUAAGGCGCCGAUCACCUGCGUGCGUCUGACGCACUCGGGCUCGAAGCUGGUGACGGGCUCUGAGGACACGACCGUGAUUGUGUUCUGUGCUAUAACAGGCCAGUUAAUGCGACGGUUGAGCUACCACGUUGCCAGCAUCGAGUGCCUAGCGGUGACGCACGCUGAGCACCUUCUCAUUAGUGGGUCUUCCAUUGGAGUAGUUGUCGUUUCACGCCUAGAUUCUGGCCAGAUGGUCCAACGGCUUGAGAAUCAUCGCGGGAUGAUUAGCGCAGUUGCCGUCAAUCGCGGAGAUGAUGUGUUUGCCACCGCAUCAUACGACCGCACUGUUUGCAUUUGGAGCAUUGAGGAUUUCACACUAUUAAAUACGUUUACGUUGUCGGCUGCCAUCACGUUAAUGCGAAUCUCAUUCGAUUCAACGUUCCUGCUCAUGAUGUGUGAAGACAACUCUAUUCACGUUCGGUCGCUCACCACUGGCUCCGAAGUCCAUUGCCUCAUAGGAUACACGGGCGUCGCACGGAGUGUAGAUUUUGCCCGCGAUAACUGUCGCUGCAUUGUUGGCACCGACGAUGGUAAGGCCUAUAUCUUUGACGUGCACACAGGCGAGCUGACGGGAACGCUAAGCACAAGUGUCGAUAACCAGCCGACGGUUGCGCUGCAAACACAGAAGACCGAUUCGUUUCUUUUUACUGCAGCCGGUUCGAAGGUGACGGUGUGGCACUUCUAUCUUAAGCGUAGCGAACUCCGCCAUCCAGCUAGGCCGAAAAGUAAAAAGCCGGAAGGACAUAAAGACAUUGUCACCUGUGUCGCAGUUGCUCGAGACGGCAGUGUUGCCGUUACAGGUUCAAAAGGCGGCCUAUUAAAAUUGUGGGCUCUGAGCACAGGCGAACCCUCACAGGAUCUUGAGGGUCACACAUCUCCCGUCACAGUUUUACAGUUCGCGCACCAUGGGCUUUUUGUUGUGUCAGCGUCCGAAGAUGGAAUCUGCAAUGUGUGGGCUCUUUCGCUUGGACUACCCGUGUGCAGCUUCAAGGAGCACCAUAGUAAAAUAGUGAGCGUGAGCAUUACAGCGGAUAGUCGCCGCAUACUGUCUGUGGAUGCAUCAGGCGUGCACAAGGUAUGGCAGGCCGACUCUGGCAGCACUCUAACUUCGUAUAAUAAGAAACCUUUCAACCAAGUGACGCUGCACCACAAUAUCGUUUUCUCUAUCGGUGGCAAGAACGACCAACAGGUAAAGUACUGGCCACUUCAUGACGUCGACCAUGAGAAGACUGUUGGCCAUAGCGAUGUCAUCCUAUGCUAUACAGUGACAUUUGAUGGAAAGGUCCUCGUCACAGGCUCGCAGGACAAGUCGCUCAAGGUAUGGGAAGUGGCGACGACAAAGAUUACCCAAGUUUUAGUAGGACACGAAGCGCCGGUUAAUUGCGUGGCCGUCGCGCCACUCAGUAACACGAUGGCCGUAUCUGGUUCGCUCGACUGUAAUCUGAUUGUGUGGGACAUGACCACUGGGACAGAUAACUUUAUUCUCCGCGGUCAUACCGAUGCUAUUAAGGACGUCAAACUUACUCUGGACACUAGCGUUGUUAUAUCCUGUUCAGAAGAUAACACGGUACAGCUGUGGAACACAACGAACGGGCAUAGAGUAGCAUCAUUCGACCUGCACGUAUCAACGUUACGAGUGGCCACCUCUUUACAUUGCAGCAACAUUGUUGUCCAGCUAGCGUCCAGUAGCUGCGUGCCCCUGCUGCGCCUACUCAAUAACCCAGCGCAGGGCCUUUCACUCGAAACCUUCAACGCGUUUAGCCAACAGCAACUGACUAACUACCACGAGGACAAACUGGGUUUAGGCGUGACAAUGCGAGGUGUCGUGCCGAAAAGGACGCUCUUGCGAGGAGAGCUCAAGAGAGAGCAGUCCUUCGACUCUCUCUACUGGGAUCAUCACCGAUCGUCCGCACUCCUAAAUAUCAACAAACUACAACAGCAGCAAAACAUUACUUCACAGACAUCACAACACGAGGGCGGUAUCAGUCAUCUAGUUGGAAGUAGCACAAGCCCAUUAGAAGAACUAAGGCGAAAUUGCGCUUCGCCCUUCGGCAGUCGGGAACAACUCCAUCUAGCGGGUGCAUGGAACGGCGGUCCCCGGACGCCGGGUCCGCCCGCCCUUCGAGCUCAAGGUUCGCAAGAAGCAAUGAAGCCAAAAAUGUUGCCCAAACACAAGAUUCUCAAGAAACAGCAGUCAAUGUUUGCCUGCUUUCCGGAGUUUAGCCAACAGACUCCCCCGCCACUCAUAUCGCCGGUGGCUACAAAGGUCACAGCAGAACUGGCCGAUAAAAAAGCCGAGCUAUACAAACCGACAUCGCGGUCUUACCUUGCACGUGGCGACAGCCAGGAGGACAAAAAUAGUGCCGCAUCAUGCAUCAAAGAAAGCAUUCGAGAGGGCGGCGGGGAACACUCCACUGUGUCCGUCUACGAUUCGAGUGUGUGCGUGCUGAUGUAACAAACUCUAAAAACUACAGCAAUAGCAAUAUUAACUGGUGUCCUAAGUAUCCUGGAAGUAUUCGAUGUUAACAAUAAGCGCCAUAAGUAAUAAUAAUAACAAUAUACAUAAUAUUCAUCUGUAGUAAUAUAUAUAUAUAUAUAUAAUACGUUACCGCACGCAUACCGUUAAACUCGAUCGGGCGAUAAUGACAAGAUAACGAAAAAAAAAAAGAAGCAGCAGAGAACGAGUGCAAUAUACCCUAUAUCCAGAAGCCGAUUCUGCCGAAUUACUGAUUCCUUAACACUAACUUCCUGUGCACGCCAUGACAAGCAGCCUUCUCAAUAAUAGGACGCCACGAGUCGGAGUACUCUGUAAAUGGAGCAGCCGUUGGGUCACGACCAUAGACAUCUGUUCUGACCUUCGCUAUUAUCGUCUUCUGUAGAAUAUAGCUAAAUUGCUAUAUUACAAUCAAACGGUCUUAAGGCGUAAUCCGGUAUACGCAGCGGUUCUGUUGCCACCGGAAGUAACCCAGGCUUCGAUUAUAGCGCAGGUGUUACUUCUUUUUCAUCGGAGUUUGUGUGUGAUCGAUAAAAACAAUCUAAGCACGCUGUUAAUAGUUAUGCAUAGGUUAUGGUGAAACUGAUCGAAGAGCAGGUCAGAUGUAAAGUACACACAACUUACACGAUGACGUCAACAACACACACAAAAAUCGAGGACAGCAGUAAUGGAGUGGCGAGAUAGAUCGAAAACAUGCUAUGUAGUAAUCGUAACACAUAAAUGUAAACAUUUACCACUCUGUUUAGGUAGACAUCAAGUACUUUAUCAAUCGUCCCCUUUGUGUCGGUCCGUUGCUGACCGACAAAAAAGCGACAUAAAAAACCGAAUAAAUAACACGUGUGUGUGCGUGUGUUUGUACAACGAGGAUCUACCAGGUAGGUCCUCGCUGUAGAGGGUGGAAUGCGCUCAUCUCUAACGAAUCCUUUCAUUAUCGACGAAGUGCUUAUUUGGUAAUAGUGCCAGCAAUUAUGAUAUAAUUCAUAACGCAAACAGAGUUUGCGUUAACGUAACGUAACGUAGGCAACACCCCGUGCUAGAUAUGGAUAUUGUUUGUUCUCCUAUUACUUAUCAUAGACAGUAAUUGUAAUGGUAGACUGUGUGUCAGUGCGGCCUAAACGUACUUCACGGUCGACAGGAGCAACGAUAACAGUAACCAAAUAAGCAAGUUUCAAUUCAAUACUCACUGAAAAGAGCUGUCGUUGGCUUGUUGGCCAUUAUAGGGCCCGCAACGACUAAGAGACACGCACUGUUGGAGUCCUGCCGCUGACAGAGCGCCUAAUAUGUAAUAACAUGAGGUAAUUGCUAUUAUAUCAGAUAUUUUACGAAGUCUUAUUGUUAUGUCUCAUCGAUUACUAUACAAUUAUAUUAUCGUCGAUAAGUGUGUACGUUACCAACAACAACAUAUUGUAACUAGAGGAAUAUAGCUAUUACAUUGUAUAUAACGAUAUGGACGAGUGCGGCUUUCUAACUGUCCAUCAAAUAGGAAUGAAUGGUCUUCGUUGUCGUGUGCUGCUAAUAAUAGACCCCCCCCCCCCCCCCCCUAAUACGCUAUGUUAUUAUUCAUGUCGGAUGCGUAGUACUACUGACGUAGUCAAACUUCGACAAUGGGGGAUUACUGGGCCCAAAUACCGCAUACGAAGCCAUCAAUAGUCCGAACUUCAGUUCACCUAAACAAAAUGGCGGCUAAAUUAAUUAGGUAAACGUGAUUUACGUAUAACAAUAAGAAAAUGGGCAAUGAGAAGAAAACUGAACGAACUCGUAUCAGCUCCGUCGAGUUCGUUUGAACUUGAGGUUGAACCGCAUUUUGAGCGAGAACUGUGUCCGUCUCAUCCGUUUAUCGAGAUUCUCAUGUGAGAUAGACUUCAGCUCGAGCGUACAACAGCUCAAACUAAGAAUCAAUGGCAUCAACAAUAUUACGAAUAGACAGUUGGGGGACGUUUUCAAUCGAUGGCUCUGUCCACCGCUGCAAGUCAGUAGCGACUAAGCAUUACUAUGCUUUGGUAUCUGGGCCAGGAACGAUUUUCGUAGGCUUUCGCGAUACACACAAGGGCACAAGGACCUUAUUGGAGUAUCAGAUGAAAAAUAAGAGAAAAUUUUGAAUUAGUGUGUCGGAAGCCCGUUCAAUCGCGUCGUCCAACAUGCAUGUGGGCAUUCGAGAGCAGGCAUCGAAUGAUGCAUCUCAUGUUGGAGACUCUAGUGAUGCUGAUAAGCCGACCUAACUUUUCUGUGGACCUCAAUUUGUCACGUGUAGUAAAAUUAAGUUGAAAGCCAACUUUGCUAUGUAAUAGGCGCAUUGUCGGAACUGGAGUGUGAUACAUGAAAGUAUUGAUUGACCCUGUUUUACGUUUUUGAAAUGUGAACUUUUUUUAAAAUUCAACUGUAAGUACUCCUGGAACGUUUAUGUCGAUUUUCGCCGCACAUAGUAUUAGUAUCCAAAUGAAUAAACACAUUGAAAUUUAUUGUCAUCCGUAAGUAUUAAGCUGUUAGUUAGACAAUUAUACUACUGAUCAGCGUUCAGAUCAAAAUAAAGUGCAAAAAUCCAAUAACUUUAGAACAAAAAAAAUCAGCUGACAUGGAUAAAAAAAACAAAAGUAAGUGAACAGACACACAACAAUACAACGAUAAAUAGUAGUGAUAAUAACAAUGCGAACAAAAGUCACAAUAAGAUUGCUAUGUUCACACGUAUAUAGCUAUACACAGUAUGGAUAAAGCAAAAAGAAAAAAGCGUGCUGUGUUAUACCGGACAAUCCUAGUCCGAUCCGCAAUGCGGGAUAGAUAGGUUAAGGCCUGGGGGUCGUUUUUUCAGCGGAAAGUGAUGCAGAUUUGCCCCUGUUAAUUUAUGAGUAGGAAAGACAAGCGAGGCACACAGAAAACAAGCCGACAGGCAAUGCUAUAUCGUACUGUAACAGUAUUAUACCAAUCAUCAUGAAACGAUGCGGGACAAUACGUUUUCGAAAACAGUUUGAACGUCACAUUAAUAGCUAUUUGUCGUUCUGCUGUGGCGGCUACCCACGAAAAUGCUAAUCAGCAAACGUUGUUUUAGCUAUAUCUUUUGUUGUAUUUUUUUGUUAAUAAAAAUCAUAGUUACUAUUAUAUAAUUCUAAGAUGAUUUUACGGAUCCUGCCUCACGAUUUACAUGACAAGCCCGACAUAAGCCAGAUAAAUAUACCACCAACGCACACAUAUUGAUCAAAUAUACAAAUCAAGUACCCGCUCAUUCCAAACCCAGAAUGUGUCGACGGCGUAAUGGCAGCCGACUAGUGUAAUAGCCAGAAUACAAACAGUAAUAAUAAACAGUCUGUAUCUUUAUGCAUAAUCGUACACCUAUAUGUAGAGAUGCUGCGGGCAUUACGCUUACAGGCCUAUUUAGUAGAAGGCACUGGAAAGUACGAGCGAAAAAGAGAACAACCUAACGAAAACAAGUGAAGUCCUGUCUCUGUCUGAAAUAGAAGAUGUAGGGCCUGGCGCGGACUUUGUGAACGAUAGUCCGCUUUUACUAAAGUUUGUUUCCUAAUAGUCCUAGCGAAACUGUAGCAACGAUGACCACGAAACGUAAUUUGGUAAUAUCGAAUGCGUAGAAAAUCAUUUGUAGGAUUAGGACAGUGGGCAAUCACGACAAGAAUUACCGUAGCUGCUAAAAGUAAACGAUAGAUCGCUCAGUGUUUUGAGCUGAUUCGUAACGUUUCAUUCAAAGCCGCUUUUCUGUCACUCUCAAUUUUUCUGAGUCACCGUGAACAUACGAUACUGAACUUCGCAAUAAGUUAAGUACAUGGCUUGAUCAAGCAGUUACGUACGUCGCCGCCGUUCAUUGACCCCCUAAGCGACGCAUCUUUUUGCUUGCUUGCUUGCUUGCAAAUAUUGAAAUGGUCGGCGUCAGCUCAAAAAAUGUACGGCUGCUAAAAGCAGCUAUGAGAGAAACCCGUAAGAAGAACAUCGUACAAGCUGACAGCCGACCGGAACUUGAGAUAAGAGGACAAUGAAAUCUGAAAUGCGUUUAUUAGCGAAGUCAAACAAACGACGACACCGACAUCCUUAGUUAUUAGUCAGAAUAUAACAACACCUUGGACAUUUGUGCCUGGGCGUAAAAGUUGUUGGCCAGCCCCUUCUUCUGGCACUAGAGCUAGAGUUUAAAUAGAUCAUAGAACAGCGUGAAAAUUCUGUGCAUAUAUAGAGGGAGCAAGACGAAACAACUGUAUCGCACUAGCUAACUCCUAAGUAAAACGGAAAGGUGAAACGGUCGCUAGAGCACGAACUUGCCAAAACGAAAGAUAGAAUUGGGCGUAAUCAACUCAGACCAAACGAUAGAACUCAAAGAAGAGAAAAAUAAAGAAAAAAUCUUGCUCGGACCAUUUGAGACCCACUAACAUGUGUUAAUGUUCAAUAAAAAUAUGCGCAAUUAAGUUGAAGUAGUCUGCUAAUUUUUCUAUUGAAUAGUUGUAGCUGGAAAUCGAACAGGAUACAGGCUUAGAAAUUAACAUGAAUGAUAAUAUCUAAUUCUUUACGUAUGUACCAUCGCUGGUAAUAUUUGCCUGUUGGCCCGAUUACGGGAUCUGUUUUUCUGUCGCGCAUCUAUUGGUCCUCUGCCGAAAGCCGACUGGAUUCAUCAUGUUAUUUGAAGCCGGACAACUUAUCCAAAACGCCCCUUUACUCAGAAGGCCCCUUUGCAUAUACAUACCAGAAUAUAACAACUUCUUUUUUUUAAUAAUAAUAAUAAUUUUUAAGGCCAGGAGGUUUACCCGACGAGCAUUAGUUCGAACGCGUUUACUAGCAACUAAAGAGUUUUAAAGUGAUAAACACAACGUUGAAAGUUUGCUUGCUUACUUAUCUGAAAUCUAUCAGUCCUUCGCUAACUAAGUAAUUUACAGAUACCGAUACCUAUGGAAAAUUAUAUAGACAUCAUAUAAAUAAAGCAGAGAAAGGGACAGGUGAUUCUUUUUACGUAAUAUUUAAUUCUUUGUUUAUUCGAAUUUGAUUUUAUGACAAUAAAAAUGAUAACUAUUGUUGUUGGCCUGAAUUGCACUGUUUGUAAAGUCAUUUAAAAGCGGCUGCUGCCACGGUUUCCUGUUGUUGUUGUUCAUCCCCUCUCCUCUCUCUUAAUUGGAGUGGUCGUGACGUCCUAUUGUCCUAGUUUGUAGAAUACAAACAAUUGUCAUUUUUGUUUUUUCUUCACUUUUUUCCCGCUUUUACAUCGGCACUUCGUUGCUUGGUCUGCUAUACCCAUGUCAUUUUUGAGCCGCGCGCACACACACAAUUAACACUUAGUGUUUAUACUAGUGAUAAGCUAGAACUAAUAACAAUUUUUUAUUACUGUAGAACUCGACGUAAAACUAUCGACAUACGAUCAAAACCAUUCUUACGAUUUGUUUAGGCUUCACUCUCUCAUAAUAAUAAUAAUAAUAACUCGUUCUAGAAACCAGAGUGCAUACGAAUUCACGGCUUUCAUGUCACCAUUAUACUAUUAAGCAAUUGAACGCCUUUUUUUUAACUGAACACGGCUCUUCUUCAAGGUUAUCUCGUUGCUUUUGCGUGUUACGUUACAUUUUGCCGUGUUUGCGUAAGUUAAACGGGUAGCUCCGUUUCUAAUCUCUCAAUCCAGUUCCUAGCACUCGCUCACAAUCUUUCGUCCACUUAAAAACAAGAUGAGUCGUAAUAAUAGUAGAAACUAAACAAUAACGAUUGGUGUGAAAUCUUGUUAAGGUAGUCGAACAUGAAUCUGUUUCACAGCUUCAAAUAUAAACAUUGAAAUAAUAGAUCUCUCUCUAGUGCACGUACUAAGGAGAUGAGGGAGAAGCAAUUUUAUGCUGUCAUCGUGAAGCAUAUCAUCAACCGUUUCAUUAUCCUCAUCUUCGGGUUUAAUCAUAACACUGGUAUUCAGUUUUUCCUUUGUUACAACUCAAUCAUAAGAAGCACGAAUGCUUGAUAACAAUGAGAAUAUGGCCACGUACUCGUUCGUUCGUUUGUUUGUUUGUUUGUUUGUCUGUCUGCUUCCUUCUAUUUUACUUAUAUAUAUAUAUAUAUAUAUAUAUAUAUAUAAGUAAAGCUAAUUAUUAUUACAUAUAAGCAAGUUACCGUGUCGCGCGAAUCCACUAUUUUCGGCCGCAUCAAUUUUCUGAAUUUCAAUAUUCGACACCUAGCACAUGCUAGCCAUCUUCUAUUAUGUGCUAUAUAUCACUGCAUCGUUAGCUCUGUUCUUUUUUCAUUUAUGACUGUUAACUCUCGUACACUUGCUGUACCUGCCGAAUUCUUGCCUGUUGUCCUCUCAGCUCAGGUAAGAAGCAUUAGCCACUAGUGGGCUUGCACAUUUGUCUGACUUUCAUAUCUAUCUUAUUUUUAAAAACGCUUAAAGUAGCUAGUUAACCCGUUUGCUUUCGUUUUU